This is a messenger RNA of Alosa alosa (allis shad), 2561 nucleotides long. RefSeq names its product N-acetylated alpha-linked acidic dipeptidase 2 (gene naalad2). Lineage: Eukaryota; Metazoa; Chordata; Actinopteri; Clupeiformes; Clupeidae. The record is from RefSeq and is a predicted model, not a curated record. Gene Ontology annotation, molecular function: carboxypeptidase activity.
GACACCUCUUCAGACUUACGACAGAGCUCGAGGGUUGUGAACAUGGGUCGCGAGAGUGGUCAUGUCGGAUGGAUCAUCUGUCGCUUCGUCGUUUUAGCUGCGAUUUUUCUCACAGGCUUCAUCAUAGGCUGGUUCGGACGGCCGUCUCCUGUACCUUCCACUGCUGAAACUCCGGACAGACUGGAUCAGUUCCUCCUCCAGAUUCAAGCCCAGAACAUCAGGCAAUACCUCAGAGACUUCUCUCGACUACCUCACCUGGCGGGGACGGAGCAGAACCUCCGUCUGGCGGAGCGUAUCCGUGACGACUGGGCGGAGUUUGGCUUGGAUGGAGUGGAGAUUGUGUCCUAUGACGUCCUGUUGUCUUAUCCCAACCAGAGCAGACCAAACUACAUCUCCAUCCUCGACACACACAGACAAGAGAUCUUCAACACAUCUCUGUCAGAGCCUGUACCAGAGGGCUAUGAGAACAUCUCUGACAUUGUCCCACCUUACAACGCCUUCUCUGCUCAAGGACAACCAGAGGGUGAGCUGGUUUAUGUGAACUACGGGAGGACAGAAGACUUCUUUCAGCUCGAGAGGGACAUGGGCAUCAACUGCAGUGGCAAGAUCGCCAUCGCACGCUACGGAAAAAUCUUCAGAGGAAACAAGGUUAAGAACGCCAUGCUAGCGGGCGCAGCGGGCAUUAUCCUGUUCUCAGACCCUGCGGACUAUGCGGCUCCUGGGGUGGCGGUGUACACUUGAGGCUGGAAUCUACCAGGAGGCGUCCAAGCUUGAGCGAUGCUCAACCUCAGCAGACGGAGACCCCCCCUCACACCCGGGUACCCUGCCAAAGAAUACACUUACAGAUUUGAUCCUGAAGAAGGGGUGGGGCUUCCUAAGAUUCCAGUGCAUCCCAUUGGAUAUGAUGACGCUGUCCAUCUUCUGAAGAAUAUGGGCGGAGCCGACCCCCCCAGCGGGUGGAAAGGAGCGCUGAACGUGUCGUAUCGGAUUGGACCGGGCUUCACUGGCCACGCCCACAACCAGUCCGUGCGUCUGAAUGUGUACAGCACCAACCAAGUGACGCGGAUCUACAAUGUCAUCGGCAAGAUCCAAGGAGCUGAGGAGCCAGACAGGUAUGUGAUUCUCGGGGGGCAUCGUGAUGCGUGGGUGUUUGGAGGGAUCGACCCGCUCAGUGGAGCUGCUACUGUUCAUGAGAUAGCCAGAAGUGCAGGCACACUGCUAAAGACAGGCUGGCGUCCUCGGAGGACGAUGCUGUUUGCCAGCUGGGAUGCAGAAGAGUUUGGCCUCCUGGGAUCCACAGAGUGGGCAGAGGAGAAUGCCAAAAUACUUCAGGAGAGAGCAGUUGCCUACAUCAACGCCGACUCUGCCAUAGAGGGAAUGUACACUCUGAGGGUAGACUGCACCCCCUCUCUACAUACUCUGGUUUAUGACAUCACUAAGAAGGUAUCAAGUCCAGAGGAUGGGGAGGAGAGUCUGUCUCUAUAUGACAGCUGGCAUAAGCGGGAUAAUUGGACCAGUGAGAGAAAUGCCCCAAGGAUCAGUAAGCUGGGCUCAGGAAGUGAUUUUGAGGCCUAUUUUAUUCGUCUGGGCAUCGCAGCAGGGAGAGCCAGAUACACCAAGAACCGGGUAACGGAGCGCUACAGUAGCUACCCACUCUACCACAGCGUGUACGAGACGUUUGAGCUGGUGGCUGUGUGGUACGACUCCUCAUUCAGGAGGUUAGAAGCGGUGGCACGUGUGAGGGCGGGGCUAGUCUUCCGAUUGGCUGAUUCUAGGCUCCUCCCCCUGGACUGUGAGGAGUAUGCAUUGGCUCUGCAGAAGUACUCAAAAGUAAUCAGAGACCUCGCAUACACACACCCCGACGCCAUCAGCAUGUACAACGUCUCAUUCGAUCCUCUGUUCUCUGCAGUGCAGAACUUCACCAAAGCAGCAAGGGACUUUCACCAACGCCUGAAUACACUCGACACUAGCAACGAUCUGAAGAUGCGUAUGGUGAAUGACCAGCUUAUGUACCUUGAGAGGGCGUUUGUGGAUCCACUGGGGUUGCCUGGGCGACCAUUCUACAGGCAUGUCAUCUUUGCCCCCAGCAGUCAUAAUAAGUACGCGGGCGAGUCAUUCCCGGGUAUCUACGACGCGCUGUUCGGCAUCGAGCACGCAGUGGACGCCCCUCUUGCCUGGCGCGAGGUCAAGCGCCAGAUCAGCAUCGCCACCUUCACAGUGCAGGCAGCAGCCAUGACACUCACCCCGCCUGCGUGACCUUCGACCCCCCACCACCUCCCCGCCUGCGUAACCUUCAACCCCCACCACUUCCACCCCAUCCCCAUGACCUACGACCUUAACACCCCGACCAUGUGACCUACAGUCUUGUUAACGACCAGCAUCAGCGGAAAAACACCUAUGAGUGUCUGCAGGACUACAGGGAACCGCUUCCAUCAUGCCCUGUGCUGCGUAAAUCACACAGAAGUUAAAGUGUGUAUAAAGUGUGUAUGUCAGGUUAAAUCACACAGAAGUUCAUGGAUUUUAUAUUCUUUGUUUCUUCAAAUAAAAUCCACUGAAAUGUA